AUGGAUCUGAGCAAACCUCAAGUCGGAGCCUCUUCCUCUUCCUCUUCGUCCUCUUCUUCCACCCAUUCGCUCACACACGAUGUCUUUCUGAGCUUCAGAGGUCCGGAUACCCGCAACAAUUUCACAAGCCAUUUGUACCGCAAUUUGGUUAACAAGGGAAUUAACACCUUCAUAGAUAAUGACCUUACAAGAGGAGAAGAUAUGUCACAAGAGCUUCUCGACGUAAUUGAGAGAUCAAAGAUUUCCGUAGUUGUAUUUUCUGCCAACUAUGCAUCUUCAAAGUGGUGCUUGGAUGAACUUGUCAAGAUCAUUCAAUGUAAAAAAUCCAAACAACAAAUAGUUUACCCAAUUUUCUACAAGGUAGAUUCGUCGGUGAUAAAGUACCAGAAGGGCCAGGUUGGUCAGGCAAUUGAUCACCUUUGCAGAUACAAGGAUAACUUGGAGAAGAAGGAGAGUUGGAAGGCAGCUCUUGAACAAGCAGCCAGUUUGUAUGGGUGGCCCAUCUCCGAUAAAGGGCAUGAAGCGAAUGUCAUUGAACAAAUUGUUACAGAGAUAUCAACCAAAAUAACAAGAUCCACCCUUUUACAUGUGGCAACACAUCCUGUUGGAAUAGAAUCUCGUGUAAAAGACAUAGUUAAGCUCUUAAAUGUAGGGCAAGACAAUCCUCACAUGGUAGGGAUAUGGGGAAUUGGCGGAAUAGGAAAAUCAACACUUGCGAAAGCUGUUUACAAUUCAAUUAGCAAUAAGUUUGAACAUAGCUGUUUCCUGGCAAAUGUUAGAGAGGAAUCAUCUUCAGAUGAAGGUCUUGUCAAGCUACAAAACAAUUUUCUUUCUAAAAUUAUAGAGAGAAAUCCACCUAAUGUGACCAAUGUGGAUGAAGGAAUCACUCAGCUGAAGCAAAAACUAAGCCAGAAAAGGGUUCUCUUAGUUCUUGAUGAUGUGGACCGCUUGGAUCAGUUAAAAAAACUUGUUGGAGGGUGUGAUUGGUUUGGUCGAGGGAGUAAAAUUAUCAUAACAACAAGAGAUACAAAUUUGCUAAGUCCUGAUUCAACAUAUGUGGUCAAGGAAUUAAAUCAUGAAGAUGCUUCAAAGCUCUUCAAUUGUUAUGCCUUCAAAGGAGAUAUAUGUCCGGAUGGCUUCUUUGAACUUGCAACUGAGGUAAUACAUUAUGCUAAAGGGAUUCCGUUAGUUUUGGAAGUUUUGGGGUCAGACCUAUGUAGUAAAAAGGAUAAGGAUGUGUGGAAAGCUGCAUUAGAGUAUUACAGGAGCUGUUAUGAAAAAAGCUAUGUGAUUGAUGUAUUGCAAAGCUGUGACCCGCCCAAGAAUGCUCUCAAAAACUGUGACCUGCCCAAGUAUGCUCUUGAAGUCCUCGUAGAAAAGGCCUUAAUAAAAAUUGAGAAAGACAAUUGGAAAAGACAAUUGAUUUGGAUGCAUGAUCGUAUAGAGGACAUGGGAAAAGAAAUUGUUCGGCAAGAGUUCCCUCAUGAGAUAGGAAAACGCAGUAGAUUGUGGCUUUAUGAGGAUAUUUGCGAGGUCCUUGAGGAAAACACAGGAACGGAUAAAAUUAAAGCCAUCGUGUUGAAAAGCGUUUGGAAUUCACCAAAGAUACAGUUGAACGGCGGAAGCUUCACAAACUUGAAAAAUCUUCAAAUUUUUAAAGUCGGUUAUAAGAUGCUUAGUGGAGAGAGCGUGGAUUAUCUCCCCAACCGGUUGAGGGUCCUUGACUGGAGUGAUUGUUCAUUACGAUCGCUGCCAACGAAUUUUAAUCCGAGGAACCUUGGCAUGCUGGAAAUGAGUGGGCCCUGCAUGACUCCUCUGGGAUUGAAAUUGAAGGAAAUGCGACACUUGAAAUCUAUCAAAUUGUGGGACUGUGAUGGUCUAACCAGAAUUCCCGACUUGUCUGGAUUAACAUCCUUAAAGGAGCUGGAGCUGUCUCGCUGUGAAGAUUUAGAUGAAGUUGACCCUUCGGUUGGCCGUCUCGAUAAGCUCGUCAUUUUGAAACUCACCCAGUGUAAAAAGCUCCAGAUGUUUCCGAAGGUGAUCAACCUGAAAUCUUUGGAAACUCUGGAUCUAAGUGAGACUGCCAUCAAAGAGUUACCUUGCUUGGUUGGAAAUCUCACUGGCCUUAAAUCCUUGUCUCUAUAUGGGUGUCAUAAUCUUACAGAUAUACCAUCGAGCAUUUUCUAUGAAUUGCAACGUCUGGAGGAUCUUGAUCUUUCGGAUUGCAGAAAACUUGUUACAUUUCCAACAAAGUCAGAAUCACUUCCUCCUCCCCCGGUCUUUUCAACUAACCUCACUUCCAGAUUACAAGUUCGUCUGAACGAUUGUUUCGGGCGGCUUGAAGACAUUUCAGAAUUUCCACGAGAAAUAGAUCGCUUAUCUGUGGUUGAUUGUCAGUCAUUGAAAACAAUUUCAAAGUUGUCAAAAAUUUUGGAGGGGAAAGAUUCAAAAAUGUUUGGUGAGUUGAACUUGAGUCGCUGCUACACACUCUGCGACAAUCUGGCUCGUGCAGUGAUAUCAGGGGUUGACGUUGACAAGGGACUAUUUGAUCUGGCAACCGAGAGAACCGGAGGAUUGAUGGAAGAGGCGGAAGAAUUGAUGGAAGAGUCAGAGGAAGAAGAGGCGGAAGAAUUGAUGGAAGAGUCAGAGGAAGAAGAGGUAGAGGAAGAAUUGAUGGAAGAGGCAGAGGAAGAAUUGAUGGAAGAGGAAGGGGCAGAGGCAAAGGCAGAGGCAAAGGCAGAGGCAGUGAAAUUGACGGCUCUGUUGACUCUAUUUUUCUCUUGUGCGAAAUCUGAAGAAUUCCAAGUAACAUUUGAUGCAACUGCUCCGCUUCCAAACUGGUUCACCUGCCGUCAGGAUGUGAAUUGCGAUGUGAAUGGUGAAGUGAUAAAUAAAGAGCAUGAGUUUUGCUUUGAAAUUCCUCAAAACUCCAAUUGGGACAACAAAGGGUUGGCUCUCUGUAUUCAAUCGUGUGGGGAUUGGGAUGAGGAGGAGGAUGAGGUCCGUUAUUUUGUUUACAUCAAUGGAAUAAAGUUUGAUGAGAAAAUCCUGUAUGCGGGUGACGUGUGGGUGCAUUAUAUUCCAUUCGUGACAGUAAAAAAGAGGUUGAGUGAAAGUGGGAUAUCGUCACCUGAUAUGUUUCGAGUUAUGUUUCGUCUUGAAGAAGAUUUUAUUGAUACAGAAGUGCCUUUUGGGGCAAGCUGGGGAGUCCACCUGAUCGAAGAUUUGGAAGGAGAAGGCCGAUGAUAGUUCAGCUGACUUCCAGUAUAUGCUGAUUCUGCUGCCACUGAGGAUGACAUUCACACACCCAAGUUACAAAACACUUACCUCAGAAGAACUACUCCUUUAAAAGCAUGAUGCUCGAUCAUCAUAACACAAUGUGAAGGAGUGUUCAAUUUAGAGGAAAUGAUCGAGUGAGUCUUUGGAAUCAAACCUCUAGAGCAUGAUCAAUGGAGUUGAUAAGACCAACAGUGAGGGUAUCUAUGUCUGAAUUCCUUGUUUGUUCCAGAGCAGUAAAGACGCGCACAUUGAUCAAUAUUUCAGAAAUAAAAGGACAGGGAAAAAUCCUUAUGCAAUGUCUGUAUUAAGUUGAGUUGCAAAGGAACUCGAUGCUCCAGAUAUGGCUGAUACAAUAGAGCAAGUGGAUUAUGUACUUCAUUAGCAAGCAAGGUUGGACAUACCAUGGAUUUCAUUCAGUUUUUCCUAAGAAGAAGGCAAUACAUGCCUGUUGCAAGUUUGAGUCAUCCUUCAUAAAAAGGUUCAAAGGUGUAGAAGAGUUGAGGAAAACAGCAUUUGGGCCUCUUAAAAAUGUCUGCCCAGAUUGAGGAGGACAUUGAUGCAGAAGAAUUGCAGGCGGGUGGAAGCAUUUCACCAAGAGCUUAUAUUGGAACAACAUGGUGAUCGAUCUGAGGUGAACUAUAUAUUCCUUUUGAAUCAACAAUUAGAGAUGGUUUAUGAGUUGCUAUCAUCUGAUUAAUUAAGGGGCCAGCAAGUGUGGGAUGAUAUGCUCAACUUGAGGAAGGAAUUUUUCUGUUCAACUGUGGUACAGAUUUCUGCUUCCAUUGGAGCUUUUAGAGGAGACAGUCUCGUUUGACUACUUUUAAACUACUUUCUUUGUUUAUUUUGUAGAGAGACUGAUCUAAUCAGUGGGAUGCCAAACUAUUCGAGAUUUAAUUAGUUUAGGACAGGGAUCUACUCUACACUCAUAUUUGCAACUCUUGAUAUUUGACAAGAUGAAAAUCAGCAAUGUUGUCCUCUUAAUGCAAGCUAAGAUGAAUCUAGAGAUCUGGUCGAGACAAUAAUGAAUUACUGAGUUUAGGUAACUUCUUUUUCUAUAAGCGACUGCUGCAGACAAUCUUUGCAAUAUGUAUUAGAGGUUGGUCUUAUGGGAUUUGAACUUUUAAAGGUGCUGUCUCCUA
This is a messenger RNA of Rosa chinensis, 4418 nucleotides long. Its product is annotated as TMV resistance protein N. The transcript has 9 exons. Gene Ontology annotation, biological process: signal transduction; defense response. Gene Ontology annotation, molecular function: ADP binding; ATP hydrolysis activity. The record is from RefSeq and is a predicted model, not a curated record. Bases 1 to 3246 code for a protein of 1081 amino acids. Lineage: Eukaryota; Viridiplantae; Streptophyta; Magnoliopsida; Rosales; Rosaceae.